AUGGAGAAAAGCCAAUCUGUGACCUUUUCACAGUUCACACAAAACCAAAUACAGAAACUCAAAGAUGCUUUUCAGUAUAUUGAUGAGGAUGGUGACGGUGUGAUUUCACAGAAGGAUCUUCGCAAGAUAUUAUCAGAUCUGAGUAAACAAAGUGAUGAGAUGCAGCUUCAAGAAAUGAUAGGCACAGAAAAGGAAGGUAUAACGUUCCCUGAAUUCGUUUCAAUUAUGGGCGAAAGGAUAGAGAGUCUCCCUGAAGAAACUGAGCUAAUUGAAGCCUUGAAAACAUUUAGUAAAGAAAAUGAAGAAAUGAUGAUCAAGGUUGAUGAGCUGGAAACCUAUCUUGCUAGUGCAGGUUUUAAGGACAAGAAAGAACUUGACAAAGUGCUGCAGCACUUCGUCACUAAGCAAGUCUCGGGGGGUCAAGUUUUUAAGGGUAAAAAGUUUUUAGAAACCAUUGGAGAAUGA
Molecule: messenger RNA, 465 nt
Organism: Lachancea fermentati
Lineage: Eukaryota; Fungi; Ascomycota; Saccharomycetes; Saccharomycetales; Saccharomycetaceae
Source: the annotation of a GenBank genome assembly